Molecule: messenger RNA, 4895 nt
Organism: Phycodurus eques (leafy seadragon)
Lineage: Eukaryota; Metazoa; Chordata; Actinopteri; Syngnathiformes; Syngnathidae
Product: LIM and SH3 domain protein 1-like
Exons: 7
Coding region: 270-998 (242 amino acids)
Cellular component (GO): focal adhesion
Molecular function (GO): actin filament binding
Source: RefSeq, a predicted model, not a curated record
CGGGGGCGCGCUUUCCGCGUUGGCUGGCUGCUUCUCGCUCCCAGCACGAGUGGACACUGACAGCCAGCUGUGCGGCUACACGACAACGACGACAAUAACAGCUGCGGACUCACCGCCUUCGAACCUUGAGCACUCAAUUCCUCCGGUGUCCGUUUGGGAGGCCAAAAAAAGCUCGAGAAGCGAGGAAGAAAAAACAAAAAGGGCUUAUAUCGUCGUCGGCGUCGGUGGUUCCUGUGCUAGCUUACGCGAAAGACGAGCAUUCCUCCGACAUGAAUCCGCUGUGUGGCAGAUGUAAUCUCGUCGUCUACCCCACGGAAAAAAUCAAUUGUCUGGACAAGUACUGGCAUACGAGAUGCUUCCGCUGCGAGGUCUGCAAUAUGUCUCUAAACAUGAAGAAUUACAAAGGUUUUGCGAAGAGACCAUACUGCAAUGCACACUACCCCAGGGCAAACUUCACCUGCGUGGCUGACACUCCAGAGAACAUCCGUCUCAAACAGCAGAGCAAGAUGCAGAGCCAGGUUCUCUACAAGGAGGAUUUUGAAAAGAAUAAAGGGAAAUCCUUCACUGUGGUCACAGACACGCCAGAGCUGCAGAGACUCAAGAUAUCACAGAAUCAAGUUAGCAACGUCAAGUACCAUGAGGAGUUUGAGAAGAGCAAGACUCCACAUCUCCACGAGGAAUUAAAGAGCAAGACUCAGCAUCAACAGCCAGGUAACCCUGCCCCAGCAGCUUUCCAGCCCCCGGCUGCCUCUCAGAACUACCACUAUGAUCCUGCCCCUGAGCCUGUGCGCCCAGCGGCCGCUGCACCUCCUCCCAGCGCCGGGAAGAGGUACCGGGCGGUGUACGACUACGCCGCCGCAGACGAGGACGAGGUCUCCUUCAUGGACGGCGAUGUGAUCGUGGACGUGCAGCAGAUCGACGAGGGCUGGAUGUACGGCCGCGUGGAGCGCACUGGCCAGCAGGGAAUGCUGCCUGCCAACUAUGUGGAGGCCAUCUGAGAGGGAGAGAAAAGGAGAAAGCGAAAGAAGAGGUAGAGAAAGGGAGGGCAAGGAGUAAAAAAAAAAAAAAAAAAAAAAAAAAGAAAAAAAAGCCCAGUGCCAUUUCAUCUUUAACGCAGCUUCUCUUGAUUUAACCUAGCCUUGUCCCCCCCAUGCCGGCUCCUUUCUCGCUGUUCAGCUCGCUAACCUCAAGCCUUCUUUUGUCUUAACUUUUUUCUGUCUGUGUGUACUGAUGUUUGGAUGUCGCUCAUCCUCGUCAUCUUUGUCGCAUUCCGGAAGUCAGCUCCAUCUUGGCUACAACACUUAAAAUUCCCCCCAGCGCAAACAUUGUGCAAAAUAUAAGGACAAAUAUUUGGAAAAUUUCCGCGUGAGUCAUUCCACACAGAUGUUAUUUUGUUUAUUUGUGUGUGCGUUUCCUCAGCAAGACUGGAAGCCAAGUUUAAUCUCAGUCACUCAAACACUUGUACAUUCCUUUGAUCUCUCAACCCUGUCGGAUCAGACAGCUGUCCGUCCUAACAGAGUUUAAGUCUAAUAUAUAUUUAUAGACCCUGAUGUGAUGCGCUGCAUCAUGGGUAAUGUUGUUCAACUGGAAUCCGGAGCACCUGCUCUUGUAAUUUCUGUUUUGGUUUUUUUGUCACGGGCAGACACAAAAGGGAUCAGGGAUGAGUUUGGGAACAUCCAACAUACAUAUUUGUACACACCUGACUUCCUGUUUCCUGUGAUGCAAUGUCCUUUCUUCCCCCCUUUGGCCACAAAGUUAGCGUACACAGCACAACUGUAUUGUGACCUUUUUAAUCCUUUUAUUCCUCUGCUUCAGCAACAUUUCAGUCUUAAUUUUUCUGAGAGAUGUGAAUGAAUGUCUUUGACUUGUUUAUUCCCCAACCCACCUCGCCUAUCUUGUGCUCAUGUUCUUCUUUGCCUUUUUUCUUUGUUGUAUUGUAAGAUGCUUAUUUUGAACAGCAAAAUUGUCAAUUGUAUUAAAUGAAUAAACCAGCAACACAAUUUAUGAAGGUGGAGUUUAUAUAAAAUGUAAAUGACAAAAAAAGGAGAGGUAGUGGGAGUUGGAUAAGGAAGCAGUGGUGGAGUGAGUGGAAAGCUAAUAUCAACAGUGUGCCCAAAAACUUAUAAACUGUCAGCCAGCGUUUGAUUGGUCGGUUGGUAGUUACUAAGACUUCCUCGGUGUAAAUAAUGUCCGACGACGGGGUGUGAUUGAUUGGGGGUGCGGAUAUACCUAGGUGACAUUUGUACAAUUGUGUAAGUAUCAUAAUAGACGUCAUGGUGCGUCACAAUUUAUUUUACUGUGUAAGAUAGCGACGGAGGGAAUCGUAGUGGUCCUAAUUUUUAUUUGAAAUAUCAAUCAAUUUCAGACAUUUGACAACUUAUCUACACCAGUUCAGAAGGUCAUAGUGUUCUGCCUUCUUCAGGCCAGCGUAGAAAUUUGUUAGACCGUCAGGCACAGCAAACUAGCAUUUCAUGGGGUGGUAGAUCAGUAAACUAGCUAUGUCAGGCUAGCAUGGACGACGACAACAAAUAAUACAAACUUUAUCCCCUAAAACAUGUUACUUGUAAUCCUUCAGCUAGCAUUUGAGUGGUCAGUAGGUCAGUGUGCCUGGCUAGCGUAGCACUACGACAACUGUUAUCAACUUUGUCGCCAAAACUUACUAGUAACGAGUAAGGGAUCAGCUAGCAUUGGAGAGGUUGGCAAGUCAGUCUGUCGAGGAAGCGUAGACCUACUACGACAGUUAAUAUGAACUUUGUCCCCCAAAAUGUGUUAGUAGUAACUAAUAAUGUGUCCGCUGGCAUUUAAGCAGUCGGUACAAGCCAGUGUAGCACUAUGACAACCAUAAACACAAACUUUGUCCCCAAAAACGUACUUGUAACCGGUAGCCUGCCGGCUAGUGUUUCAGUGUUUGGUAGGAGAGUCUGUCAAGCUAGCUUAGCAUGACGAUCACCACAAACUUUGUCCCCACAAAGGUGUCACUAGUAACCAGUAAGGAGUCAGCUAGCAUUUGAGUGGUUGGCAAGGGUCUGCCAAGUUAGCAUAGCACUACAACAGUAACUUUUCUGUGUUCCCAAACUCCUUCCCAUUCUCAAAACAUGGACUGUGACUGGGGAAUUGGGUAUGAUCACAAAAGAGUGAAUAGUCAUAUUUGUGACUUAAAUUAUCAGACAACUUUGAUGACUUGCUAUUUCAGAAAGCUGAUUUAGAGCCCACUCCCUCUCCCUGAGGCAAGCAUAAGAAUUGUUGGACAGGUUUUUGUCCCAAACAUGUUACUGCACCUUGUUACUUGUAACUAAUAACAUCACAGCUAGCAGCGUAACAGUACAAUGACCAUUUAUCUGUGUACAUAAUUUCCCAUCAAACUCUUCCGUCAUUCUUGGACCAAGCACUGCGGCUGACAGUUGUCAUUUAAAAUUGUUAAUUAUCGAUCGAUUCGGACAUUUGAUGCAUUUUUUGACAAAUUCAAAAUUACGGUACAUACGCCGUUUUAAUGCACACUGCCUCCCUCAUGUGAGGGUGGGAAUUGUCUGGAACAACAGUUUUUGUCCCCCAAAACAUGUAACGAGUCAGCCUGCAUUUGAUUUGUUGGUAGCUCAGUGAGCUCGUGUAGCACUAUGAAGACCAUUUCUCUGUGUGUGUGUCAUCUCAGAGACUAUUCUGUCAUUCUCAAACCAUGCACUGAGACUGGGGUCAUGUGUACGACAGAGAAUUAAGGAGUCGUACUGUUUUUUUGUUUGUUUGUUUUUUUGUGAAUUUGGAUGUUCACAUUUUUUACAAAAGUGACUGUUCGCUGUUACAAGAGUGAUUGGAUUUUAGAUUCAUCUAUCAAGCUAGCGUACCACUACGACAACUGUUUCUCUGUGCACGUCAUCCCUGAAACUAUACCGUCAUUCUCAAACAACGCACUACGACUGAGGGCAUGUUUACAAUCGUGACAAAGGGAAUAAUAGGAGUUGUAUUUUAAAUUUGGACAUUUACAAAUUUUUUGACUACUUAAAAGUGAUUAUGUACGCCAUUUUAGAGCACUAUCGUAGGAGUUGUGGGUCAUUGUUGACAGUAAUUUUAUGAGAGAACAAUUCUUGCCCGCUAAACUCUUUGCUAGGAACUAAUAAUGUGUCUGUCAGUGUUUGGUUGGUUGGUUGUUCCAUCUGUCAAGCUAGCGUAGCAAUACGACUUGAACGGCGUUCUGUGCGACGGCACUAGAUGGUACCCCCCUGAUAUAUCGUCAACGGGGAUCGGGGGGUAUAAUGACGGUAAAUUUCUGGAGCUCAACAACAGUCCCAAAACUAACGGUUUACAUUGUAAAGGCAACUGUCAACACGCCCGACUACGACCAUUUCUCUGUGGACGUCAUUUCCGAAACUAUUCUCAUUCUCGAUCAACGCACUGCAAUUGGGGCAAGUUUACAAUAGAAGGGAUCAUGGGAGUGGUUUUGAAAUUUUUAGCUCAAUUUAGACAUUCAGAUGUUUGACAACUUGCUGUUUUGGAUGGAAGCAAAUGUUGUUGUUUUUUUUGUUUUGUUUUUUUGCGCACUCAACCGUUCUCUCUUCCAAGUUAUCCUGUCCCCGCCUCAGUCGAGUUUUCUCUCUCUGUGCUUCUGACUCAUCAGUCCAUGCUUGUCAUUCCCGCUUAUAUGUACACGCCGUAAUAGGAAUCAUGAAAUCCCGCAGGUGGAAGCUUGCAGACCAGUUUUGUGCAUUUGUCUUUUUUUCAUAUUUGUUAUGAUUUUUAAAAAAGGAUUAAAGAUAGCAUAUGCAUAUUGACACAUGUCAAACAAAUCAAAAAGAGUACAACAGGACUUGGUCAGAUGUUAGGACCUGAUAUCAUCUCCUGUCACAGCACUUCAAAUUGUACUUAAUGAUUCUGCAGAUUAAAUAAAGUCAUUUUUCUCAGAC